Molecule: messenger RNA, 2501 nt
Organism: Ectocarpus siliculosus
Lineage: Eukaryota; Phaeophyceae; Ectocarpales; Ectocarpaceae
Source: the annotation of a GenBank genome assembly
GGGAAGUUGAAAGAAGGGAUAGGGAUGAAGUACUUGGACGGCCCCAUGGACUAUGCGAAAAAGCUGAAAUUGCAAUUUCGAGUAGGCGAUCUGGACUUGCCAGAACGGAGGAAGAGGUAUACCAGCCGUCGGAGAGAGGAAGAGGAGGAUAGACACACAUGUCCAUGUGGCAAAUCGGAGGAGAGUAGACCCCACAUAGUUGGGGAGUGUGAGUUGUACAGGAAGGAAAGAGAGGAUCUCGAGGAGGAAAUGAGAAAGAGAGGGUGUGACAUGGACAAGUUUGGUAAAUUAGACAACAGCGAAAAAACGAUCGCGAUAAUUGGGGAUAGAUGGUGGGCACAAGAGGCCCUAGAGGACGGGGAUAAGAUGUGCAAGAAAUUUUUAUGGAGUUUGUGGCAGAAACGUAAAGAGCUCCCAAAUGUUGGUGGUGUCUCUAGUAGGUGUAGGAACGGUGCUCCGUCUCGAAAGGGACGCGUGGUCAAUGGUCAAAUGACUACGGCAAGCAACAAAUGAGUACGCCCCCCUUGUCCUCGUUACCUAUGUUUGCUCGGCCCAGGUCUUACCUGCUCAAGGCUGACGGGAAGGUGGUGGAGAGGCCGCAGCACAUGAUCAUGCGCGUGUCGGUGGGCAUCCACAAGGACGACAUCGACAAGGUGAUCGAGACGUACGACCUCAUGUCGCAGAGGCUCUUCACGCACGCCACCCCCACCCUGUUCAACGCCGGCACCCCCAAGCCCCAGAUGUCGUCGUGCUUCCUGCUCACCAUGAAGGAGGACAGCAUCAACGGCAUCUACGACACGCUCAAGCAGUGCGCCCAGAUCUCCAAGCACGCGGGAGGGAUCGGCCUGUCGAUCCACCACGUGCGCGCGGCCAACUCUUACAUCCGCGGGACCAACGGCAGCUCGAACGGCAUCGUGCCCAUGCUGCGCGUCUUCAACAACACCGCGCGCUACGUGGACCAGGGCGGAGGCAAGCGCAAGGGCUCGAUCGCCGUGUACCUGGAGCCGUGGCACGCCGACAUCGUGGCGUUCUUGGACCUGAAGAAGAACCACGGCAACGAGCUCGAGCGCGCGAGGGACCUUUUCUACGCCAUGUGGAUCCCCGACCUCUUCAUGCAGAGGGUGGAGGCUGAUGGCGACUGGAACCUCUUCUGCCCCAACGAGGCCCCUGGCCUGAGCGACACGCACAGCGAAGAAUUCAAGGAGCUGUACGAGCAGUACGAGGCGAAGGAAGGACUCUCUCGCCGCACCAUGAAGGCUCGCCUGCUGUGGGAUGCGAUCCUCGAGUCUCAGGUGGAGACAGGCACCCCUUACAUGCUGUACAAGGACGCGUGCAACUUCAAGAGCAACCAGAAGAACCUGGGCACCAUCAAGUCCUCCAACCUCUGCACGGAGAUCGUGGAGUACACCGCUCCGGACGAGGUGGCCGUGUGCAACCUGGCGUCCAUCAACUUGUCGGCGCUGGUCAUCCCCCCGACGGCUGAGACCACCAAGGCCACGUACGACUUCGAGAAGCUUCAGCACAUCUCCGAGGUCGUGACCCGCAACCUGAACCGCGUCAUCGACGCCAACUACUACCCCAUCGAGGAGGCGCGGAACUCCAACAUGCGCCACAGGCCCAUUGGCAUCGGGGUGCAGGGUCUCGCGGACGCCUUCAUCAAGAUGCGCUUGCCUUUCGAGUCGGAAGAGGCGUGCAAGCUCAACCGAGACAUCUUCGAGACCAUCUACUUCGGCGCCGUCAACGCCUCCGUCGAGCUCGCCAAGGAGCUAGGCCCGUACGAGACGUACGCCGGCUCGCCCGCCUCCGAGGGCCUCCUCCAGUUCGACCUUUGGGGCGUCAAGCCCACCGGGAGGCACGACUGGGCGGCCCUCAAGGCCAGGAUGGCCGAGCACGGCCUCAGGAACUCCCUGCUGGUGGCGCCGAUGCCCACCGCCUCUACUGCCCAGAUCCUGGGCAACAACGAGAGCGUUGAGCCCUUCACCAGCAACAUGUACAACCGACGUGUGCUCGCCGGAGAGUUCACCGUGGUGAACAAGUACCUCCUCCGUGACCUUACGGAGCGCGGCCUGUGGACGCCGGAGGUGCGGAACCAGAUCAUCGCCGACCAGGGGUCGGUGCAGAACGUGCGCCAGAUCCCGCAGGAGCUCAAGGACCUGUACAAGACCGUGUGGGAGAUCAAGCAGAAGUUCAUCCUCAACCAGGCGGCGGACCGAGGGGCGUACAUCUGCCAAUCCCAGUCCAUGAACGUGCACAUGGCGGAGGCAUCCUUCGGGAAGUUGUCCUCCAUGCACUUCUACGCGUGGAAGAAGGGCCUCAAGACCGGCAUGUACUACCUCCGCACCCGCCCCAAGGCCGACGCCAUCCAGUUCACGGUCGACCAGUCCUCGCUCAAGGUCUCCAGAGAAGAGGCCGCGAAGAGCGGCGCGAAGAGCGGUGCGGAAGGCGGCAGCGCGGGGUUGGAGGUGGAGGAGGAGCCGGAGUGCUUGUCCUGCGGCGCGUAA